UUUGAGAACACUUUAAUGAUCAAUAAUUGUUAUCAGAACAUAUCAGAGAUAUUAUUCUGACCGAGCUUCAUAAUGAUGCCAAUACUUUUCUACUUUUACUUGAGUAACAUUUUGAUUUCAGGACUUUUACUUACGUAACAGAGUAUUCCUACACUGGUACUUCUACUUUUUACUACAGAAAAGUACUUCUCCCAGCUCUGAUCGAAAGUGAAAGCAAGACGGAUGUCGCCAUAGUGCUGCUGUGUUUAGAGCAAACAGUCUACUGUUCAGGGAGACAAUGCCGCGCGGUAUUGAGUUCAUCACAGAAGUCACUGUCCUGAUUGAUGAAGAUUAUUACAAAGGUUAUGGAAGAUUAAAAGAGAUUCUUCAACAUUACGAUCAUAAGAAGAUAGCUCACGGCUACACCGUGACGGGCACCUUCGAGGAGUUGGACAAACUUAGGGUAAAACUGUCAGAAGUGAGGCGUCCAGCCUCCCCCGUCACAAAGGGGCAGAUAAAACCUGUGGAUGUAUCCGGGGUAGUUAUGGCCUACAUUAAGGAAAAAUGUGCAAGAGAGCUUGAGAAAAUACUAGGGAAUCAUUUUGAAAUAGUGCACGAUAAAACCAGCAGGACAGAACAGGUGACUUUCAGAUCACACCAGGGGUCCCCAAAGCCUGUUCAUGCCGACUUUGUCCGGCAGAGAUUCAUCACAUUCUACCAGAAGACUGCCUCCGACCUGCAGGUCACAUCUGUCUCUGUGAGUCCGCACAGCCUGAAAGACCUGCAGAGGGGAUUUCCACGUCUGCUUUUUGAACCCCCACCAACAAGCUCCAGCAGACAUGCAGUCUCAGUGACCGGGCCUUUUGUGCACAUUGCUCAAUUGAAAGAGUUCCUUUCACAAAAUACACCAAGCCCGAGCAAGAGUCCAGGGAGCAAAGGUCGGAGAGACACUUCGAGCAGCGGGACCUCAGGCCCUUCAUCUACACAAAACAAAGAUCCUGAAGUAGAAGCUUGUCCAAUCUGUAUGGAAGCGAUAGCAAAUGCAGACAAAAAGACUCUACCCUGCAAACACUCGUUCUGCAGAGACUGUCUGAAGACAGCGUUUGACUACAAGCCGGUAUGCCCGACGUGUGGAAAGCUAUACGGCACUUUGACGGGGACACAGCCGGAUGGAGGCAAAAUGAAUUCCACCAAAAGCUCUUCAUCUUUGCCUGGAUACGAGAAUUGUGGAACAAUAACGAUCAAUUAUUACAUUCCAAGUGGCAUCCAAAAGGAGGGGCAUCCUAAUCCCGGGCAGCCGUAUGAGGGGGCGUCCCGCACGGCCUACCUCCCGGACUGCUCAGAUGGCAGAAGGAUCCUGAAGCUGCUGACUCGGGCCUUCGAUCAGAAACUCAUCUUCACAGUCGGUCGCUCCACCACCAGCGGCAGGAACAACAUCGUCACCUGGAAUGAUAUUCACCACAAAACAUCCACACAUGGAGGACCGACUCACUAUGGAUACCCGGACCCUUAUUAUCUCAGCCGAGUUCAAGAUGAACUGAAAGUCAAGGGAAUUGAAUGAGAUUCAUUAAGGUUUGUUAACAAUGUGGAGAUCAGAUUCCAUAUUAAAAUGACCAAGUGAUAAGCACUACACACUAAAGGGGAAGCUGAUGUAAUUUGAUUGUAAUAUGAUUCUCCUAAUUACCAAUCAACCAUGGCUUUAACUGUCUUUAUAGCUGACUUUAUUUGUAAUGUUUUGAUUAUUGUAUGUUGAUUUAUUAUGUUGGAAAAUGUCUUUUUUUGAACUCACUGAACAAUAUAUGCCAAUUCCUCUGCUGUAGGUUCUGUAGAAUGUCGCAUGUGUAUGCAGUCUCAUUUAUUGCUGAUGGAAGUAGUAUUAGAAGUGAUAAAAUAUUGUGUUAGAUCUGGGGGAUUGAAUUACCAUUACCAGCCUUUCAGAUUUUUCUGCUACUAACCAGUCACAACAUACUCUGACUGUCACAGUCACUGGCACAGAAGAAAGGCGGAGGGUGAUAUUGAAAUGAAUUGUAUUGUCAUUAAACACAUUUAGUUC
Molecule: messenger RNA, 2032 nt
Organism: Eleginops maclovinus (Patagonian blennie)
Lineage: Eukaryota; Metazoa; Chordata; Actinopteri; Perciformes; Eleginopidae
Exons: 4
Coding region: 278-1540 (420 amino acids)
Biological process (GO): Notch signaling pathway; protein ubiquitination
Cellular component (GO): nucleoplasm
Molecular function (GO): ubiquitin protein ligase activity
Source: RefSeq, a predicted model, not a curated record